Molecule: messenger RNA, 3121 nt
Organism: Acanthoscelides obtectus
Lineage: Eukaryota; Metazoa; Arthropoda; Insecta; Coleoptera; Chrysomelidae
Source: the annotation of a GenBank genome assembly
CAGCAAUGGCAGCCUUUACGACAGAUGAAUUUUAAUGACAGCGAACGACAGUAAUGUUUGAAAGCAGUGGAAGUAAUAAGUCUGUCAUUGAUUUUUCUAAUUACUUUGGAUACUCUUCUUGUGGAAAAUACGUACAAAAUACUUAAUUGGAAUACUUAUAUUUUGAUACUACGAUUACUAGUGGUAAUACAUACAUUUUCUUACAAACUUUCCUUCCAACCUCAAAAUGUGGCACGAAGCCCGACGCCAAGAACGGAAAAUUCGAGGAAUGCUUGUCGAUUACAGGAGAAGGGCUGAAAGACGAAGAGAUUUCUACGAGAAAAUUAAAGCAGAUCCAACUCAGUUCCUGCAAGUCCAUGGUAGACAAUGCAAGAUUCAUCUGGACCCACAAGUAGCUGCUGCAGCAGAUAGUGCUGUAAUGAUGCCUUGGCAAGGAAAUAGUGAUACUUUAAUUGAUAGAUUUGAUGGACGAGCUCAUUUGGAUUAUAUUCCACCUUUAAAGAAAGAAGAAGAAACAGAACUUUCCCAAGAGGAAAGACAGCUGAACUAUGAACGAUACAGGAUUAUUGCUCAGAAUUCUUUCCUGGGAAUAAGCGAAGAGAAAUUUCUCAAGCAGUUACAGUUGGAAGAGCAGUUUGGGUACACAGAACAUCACCAAAAAGGGAAGAAAGAACAAAAAACUGGUGGGGUAGCCAUUGGAUUCAACUAUGAUGAAGGAACAGCCCCUGCUCCACUACCAGAACAGCCCGACUCGGAUCACGUCGCCGAAGAUUCCGAUUCGGACGCCGACUGCAGCGACCUAGACGUUGACCUCUCGGUGAACGUCAGCAAAAUGGACGCGGCACAAGCUCAUGAUAUGAACAAACAUGGCAGACAGUUUGGAAUGCACUCUAAUGAUUUCUACUCUUUUCUCACUGAUGAUAUGGAGGAGGCUGAAAACCGGAGGUUGGCUAGAGAAGAGGAACAGGAGAAAGCUUUGUAUGCUGGAAGAAAAUCUAGAAGGGAGAGGAGGUAUCAUAGAGAAAAGCGCCUGGCCAAUAGGGUACUGAGUCCACCAAGUUAUGCUGCUAGAGAAUCACCAACAAUACCAACGUCAUUACGAGAAUCUAAAUCUGCAUCAAGAUCUCCAUCUCCAGAUAAUGCAGGAAAAAUAACUUUCAUCACCAGUUUUGGGGGUGAAGAAGAAACUCCGUCCAGCAGCAAGCCAACCACUGCAACCUACGCGGAUAAAGUAAAAUCCAACCUAAAAGCAAGAAGCCGCAGUUCUGAGCGAGCAGUUUACAGACGUCGUAGUAGGUCAAGAUCGGACAGCAAGAGAAGGAGAAGUAGGUCUGGAAGCAGGAUAAGGUCCAGGAAGAGCAGGAGUAGAUCGGUAUCCAAGGGGAAACGGGGGAGAAGGUCGAAGUCGCCCUUUAGACGGAGGAGUAGAAGCGAUUCCAAUAGCAGUAGAAGCAGGUCGGUCAGUGUUGUGAAAAGGCGAUCGAGGAGUAGAUCGUAUUCUAGAGAUAGAAAAUUACAUUCCAAAUCUUCUCGAGGCAGCACUAAUCGUAACUACAAACGUCAACCUCGUAGCUCCAGUGAUUCUAGUAGUUCUUCUAGCUCAUCGUCGAGAGCUACAAGCCCUCUUAAAAGAAAAUCUUAUAGCUCUUCGCCUGUAAAAGAAUCGCCCAACAAAUCCAGGCAGACACAACAAGAAGAUAAUAAGAUGGAGGUGGAUGAACCACCGAAGGUACUGCCGAGGUACUACGGGAGGAAGAGGAGCGACGUGAGUUCUUCAGAAGAUGAAGACGAUGAGGGAAAUCAGAGUAAUGGGGAACAACAAAAAGGACAAUCGGUUAAGAGUGAUAACUCGGUGAUGGGACAUGGUAAUAGUUCUGGCAUCGGAACCAAAGUCAAAAACCUCAGUAAAUAUGACCAUCAUAGAACGGUUGAAAAGAAAAAGACAGGCGUUGUUAAAUAGACAGUUUAAAGCUGACAAAAUCGCGGAACAAUUGAAAACGGAACGUGAGAAGCAAGAACAGCAGACCCGGGAAGACGAAUUAAGGAUGAUGGCUAUUAAGCUAAGAAGAAAGCAGCGUGAAAGGCGUCAUGCUAACGACAGCCGGAGUAACAGUUCUUCAGAUUCUGAUGAAAGGAGUCGCAGGUCAAAGAGCAGCGAUUCAAGUAGCAAGAGACAAUCACCUCCAAAAGAGAAAGAGCGAGACAGAAGCGUCGAGAGAGACAAUAGGCCUACGAGGCAGCGCACUGAUUAUAAGGCGCGGAGUCGGAGUAGAGAACGCAGCAGAGAAAAAGAUAGGAGGGGUCAGAGAGAUUCUCGAGAUAGGAGGGACUCCACAGAUGACCGUAAAGUUUCCAGGGACCGUAGGGACUCCAGAGAUCGUAAUAAUAGUGGAAAGAACAAAAGAUCGAUAUCUCCAAGGCGGCUCUAUCGUGAUAGAGGCAGAGAAGAUAAAGAUAAGGAAAGAGGGCCACUAAAAAGAUCUCUGGUUGAUUAUUAGAUAGAUAUGGGGCAUACAGAAAAUACUGACGCGUGCAAUACGUAUGUUAGAGUCUGUGGUCUCGUCACUCCAGUUGCUAGAUGAAGUGGUGCUUCUAUUUCUGUCUAAUACAUGUAUUGCUCGCGUCGCGCGCUUCUCUGUCGUACAUAUUACGACGUCAGUGGUAUAUUGAUUUCUCUGUAUAUCAAAGCAUAUGUUGAAUUCAAAAUACAUAUAACCGCGUGGCAGCUUCGUAUAUUGCCUAUUUCUUUCAAAAUAAUAUCUGAGAUGUUGUUUUGGAAACACUCAUUUUUUUAAAGAUAAUAUUUCUAUGCAAGUUAAAUAUUAAUUCAUUAAUUUGAACCUAAUAUACAGUAUGGUGCUAUAAUCUUUUUGUUUGGACAGUUCAAAUAAUAGUUAAUUAUGAGCAAAGUUUAAAACGAAUUACUCUUUUUUUUAUUGUAAAAGUCCCCAAACUUAACCCCAUACAAUAUGCAAAAAUCAUCCUCGCUAUAUGUGCCCUCCUGAUGUAAUGUAUUUAAUUAACAAUAAAUUUUUAAUUUUUUGAUUGAGUUUAAAAUAACUAUACUGUAUAUUCCAGUGAACGGUAGUUAAUUUUUUAUGAAAUAUAUUUCUUAUUUGCA